This is a messenger RNA of Paramecium pentaurelia, 633 nucleotides long. The record is from the annotation of a GenBank genome assembly. Lineage: Eukaryota; Ciliophora; Oligohymenophorea; Peniculida; Parameciidae.
AUGGAAAUUUAAUUAAAUGAGGAAUAAUAAAAAAUAUACAAUUUAGUAGUAAAUUCAAAGAAAUUAGGAAUCACUAAAGCAAAUCUAGCCAAAAAUGCUGGACUUAAUUCAAAAGAAGUUGAAAAGAUAAUUAAAACAUUAGAAAAUAGAGAUAAAAUCAAAUCAGUUCGUCCUAAUGGUAGAACAACAGGAGUUAAACUUUGGAUAGAUUUUAAUUAAACACUUGAUUCAAGUUUACCCACAAAUGUUUUUAGAACAGCUGAUUAGGGUGUAGAUGAUGAUUUAAUUGAAAGAAUAAAAUAAAAACUAAUAUAUUUUAUGUAGUAAUAAUGUGAUGGUAAAGCAUCAAAAGAUGAAAUACGUAGAGUUUACAAAGCUUAAUAAUCAGAACAUUAUGAUGAGACAGAUUUUGAUCGCAUAAUCAAUCUUUUGAAAUAUGAUUCAAUUCUAAUUGAGGAAGAAAAUUCUUUCUUCAAAUUAAAUCCAUUUAAAUAAUAAAAAUUCUAAUUUUAUUUAUCUUAUUUGCCUUGUUAAGUAUUUUAAUAAAUAUAAUUAUUAUAGACAUGUCCUGUAUUUAAUUAAUGUAAACCUGGUAAUACAAUUAGUCCAGAGAAGUGUGUUUUUGAAUGGUGA